Phyllopteryx taeniolatus (common seadragon) is the source of this 2654-nucleotide messenger RNA. It is a transcript of the gene rspo2, whose product is annotated as R-spondin 2. The record is from RefSeq and is a predicted model, not a curated record. NCBI's taxonomy places the organism in Eukaryota, Metazoa, Chordata, Actinopteri, Syngnathiformes, Syngnathidae. The coding region runs from base 530 to 1267 and encodes 245 amino acids. The transcript has 6 exons.
AUCUGGAGUCAGUCACCGCUCAACCUCAGCAGCCGCUCUCACGCCGUCCGAAUACAACCACGCGUGCUUUUGUGCCCACUGCUCGACGGGACAAACUUAGAGGAAACCCAGGUGAACGGAAUUGACAGAAAGGAGGGGAAAGUUGCCUCUCGUUCACUUCCACGCACUUCUCUGUCGGACUUGGAAAGCCAAGUUUUGUCAAACAAGGAGUGAUGCUGCGUGUUCCCAAGCCGCACUUGCACUCCAGGGGAACCUAAAAUAAAAGCGGAACCGGAGCGGAAUAACACUUCAUCCGAUGCAAGCGCACCGACGAGGACACUCAUACUCAGCGGAGGAACAUCUCGCUCCAUAAAAUGAUCCCAAUUGGCGACCUGAUACUAUGUCGCAUCUCGUCUGAUGUUUGACAAAUUUGCAGCUCGACUUAAAGGAACUCCAAGGGAACACUUACAGAGUUUUUCUUUUUUUUCUUUUUCUUUUUUCUUUUCUUUUUUUUACAAACCGGGGUCCGGAGAACUUAAUCGCCGUCCAGAUGCAGUUUCGACUCUUCUCAUUUGCCCUGAUAGUAUUGAACUGUAUGGAGUACAGCAACUGUCAGGCGCCGUCACAACGCUGGAGGAGAAACAAAAGAGCUAGCUAUGGAGCGUAUCCCAUCUGUAAAGGCUGCUCAGUGUGCUCCAGAGACAAUGGCUGUGUAAACUGCCAGCCCAAACUCUUCCUGUUUCUGCGGAGAGAAAGGAUGAGACAGUAUGGCGAGUGUCUUCAUGAUUGUCCAGCUGGGUACUAUGGCAUGCGCAGCCCCGAACUCAACAUGUGUUCCAGGUGCAGGAUAGACAACUGUGAAUCUUGCUUCAGUAAAGACUUCUGCAUGAAAUGCAAGUCAGGUUUUUACCUACACAAAGGGCGAUGCUUCGACAUGUGCCCCGAAGGCUUUGCCCCACUGGAGGACAUCAUGGAGUGUGGAGAUGGCUGCGAGGUUGGGCAGUGGAGCGAAUGGGGAGCUUGCACCAGAAGAAACAAAACGUGCGGCUAUAGGUGGGGUCUGGAGACCCGGACGCGGCACAUUGUAAAGAAACCACCCAAGGACACAAUACCGUGUCCCACCAUUGCCGAGUCCCGCAGGUGCAAAAUGGCCAUGAGACACUGCAGAAGAGGAGGCUCAGGGAAGCAUCGAUCCAAAGAACCCAAGAAAAAGAACAAGAAGAGGCUGCGAUUUUGGGCCCAGGACCAGCACAGUGACCACUUGGCCUCUGCACGCUCCAGCCAGUGAGGACUGAAAAGAUGGACUCACCAUUGAACAAAGAACCUACGCGAAGCUGCUAGCUGCAACCAUGCUCUGACUGACAAAUAUCACAAAGCACCGUCAACCUCUCUUGCCUCUCAGACCUCCAAUAACAUCCCAUAUACCCCCUCACCUACCAGAACAUUGCUAUGAUUGGUAAAUUUGUCACUGCAAAAAUACAGUACGUGUCUACUAUACAAUAUCAGUACCAACACUCUAAAAACAUACUCCACACACUUGCCUCUUGCUGCUUCCCCUUGGCUGCACUGUUCAGCCAGGUGACUCAAUUUCCGUGACCCCACCCCACGCCUUGCCUUGUGGACCUUUACAGUUGACAUGACUGAACUCAUUUCCCCUCAAUAAUAAUGUCAUUAACUGUCUAGGGUGAUGGAGGAUGGAGGGGCAAUCAGAGACUGGAAAGGCGGGCAAGCCAAAUAGAGGGAGGUGGAAGAGAAAGGUAGUAAGAGAGUUGGCAAGCUAUAUUGUUCAAGGGCGAGUAGGUAAGGGGAGAGGAAACUAGGGAGCAAGUAUAAAGAUGGGGGAGGAUAAAGAGGUAUGAGAUUGGGCUAAGGAAAGUGAGGCUGACGGCCAAGAAAAUGGCACCUUGAGCUGAAAGAGACAGUUGUUUUGUUUCUAUAUUUAUGUCAAAGCUACCCUCACCUUUCUGUCUGAAUGGAUAUGGACUGUUCCCAUGUGUGGCCUUUAUGUUCUGUACAUUUUUGAGAGUAAUAUUAAAUAAAUUACCAUGCAUAGUUGAAAAGUAUUUUAUCCUCAGCACAAACUGUUUACGUUCAGUCCGCUGUAUGCUCUAACUGUAUAGUGUGCAUAAGAAAAAAACCCUAAGAACUUUAGUUGUUUGACUCGCAUGGCAAGAGACACACAUGUACAUAGUUUAUAUAAUUCUGAAAGCUUAUUGCUGUAUUUUCAGUAUUGACUUGUUCACCAUUCUAAAUGUUGUAGAGAAACGGCUGUAAUACCAAGUUGCAGAUUAAAAUAAUUAAAAACAAUAACAUAGUCAAAACAUAGCUACUUCAUUUAUAUGGUAUAUAUUUGAUUUAUUUAUUAAUUCUAUUUGGUACUUUUUUGUUCAAUGACAAUUUCGUUUUGCCUCAUACUGUUACUCUUAUAUGCUUUAAUAUUCUUUGAGUUUGACAUAAUGUGCAUAUCUGCAAGAAUUUGUUUUUUUAAUGUAACAGUGUUGUAUUCCAUCCAUUCGACCACAUCUACUGAUUUCAUUGUUUCAAAGAAGAAGCAAAAAUGACGUAUACAACUCUGCUUUGAUAUAUUCUGAGUUUAAUAAUUAGACGCCAGCAAAUGUAUGGUCAUAGGACUGCAUAUGUGUACAUUGUGUUUUAUUAAACAACAUUUCAUGUGA